Messenger RNA from Helianthus annuus (common sunflower), 2852 nucleotides. RefSeq names its product dentin sialophosphoprotein. The coding region runs from base 364 to 2652 and encodes 762 amino acids. The record is from RefSeq and is a predicted model, not a curated record. NCBI's taxonomy places the organism in Eukaryota, Viridiplantae, Streptophyta, Magnoliopsida, Asterales, Asteraceae. The transcript has 2 exons.
CAUUAAAGAUGAAAUUUUGAGAAUCAAUGCAAGUAGAAUAAAAUAGCCAUUGAAAAGCCUAAAAUAGAGUAAAAAAUUGAAACCAGAACGUGUUGAGCUGUAAGUGUAGACACUACACUACACACCUUCAUAUAUAUCAAAUCACCGACUCUGUGUUCUUCUUCUUCAUAACCAGUGAAGAAGAUAAAAUAUCAUUCAUCAAUAACUUACAUUCUACCAUACGCAACUUCAAUUUCAAGUUUCCACUGAUUCAGAUCCACCACACACUGUUCAAAUCGCACUUUCAACUUUCAAUCCUGCAACUGUGUGGAGUAAUUUCGAAAAAGAUCGGCCUCUAAUUUACGUUUCGUAAGGGAAUAAAUCAUGUUUCGGCAAUCGCCACGCAGAAACGGUAGAAGUAAAGGAUUGAAGAUAAAGCAUGUGUUGCAGAUCUGUGUAUUGCUUGGUGUGAGUGUAUGGUUGUUGUAUCAGCUACAACAUUCUGGUAAUAAGAAACCAGGAUCAUCGACAAGCGUCUCCGAGAGGUUGCAAAAUGAUGGUAAUGAUGAUUUGAUAAAGUUAGGGAGAAAGGGGCUUAAUCCUAAGGUGGAUGAAGCAAAUGAUGACCGUCAUGAAGAUGAAGAAGUCGAUGAAAAUAACGCUGAGGGGGUUCGGGACCAUGACAUUGAGAGAAGUGAGGAGGAUGAAGGCGGCAAACAGGAGAGAAUUGAAGAGGUGAACGGUGUGAGAGAUGCUGAUGAGAGUGAGAAUAAAGACGAUGGAGAAGAUAACAAAGAAAAGGAGGAUGCGAUUGAAAAGAUGAACCAGACUGAAAAUAGGAGCGUAGAUGAUGAUAACAAGGAAGUAACGAAGACCGAUGAACAAGAUGGUAAACAGAAUGAACAUAGUGAAAGUGAAGAAACCAAACCGGACGUUGAAGAUAACAACAAUGAACAAGAUAAGAUCAGAGACGAAAACGGAAAAGGAGAUGAUGUUUCGAGUGAAGUGGUUGAUGAAUCUCAGAAGACAGCGGAAACAGAGUCGAAAGAGCAAACUGUAUUUACCGACUCUACGAACAUAAAUUCUGACCCGAAUUCAGAACAAGGCGAGUCAACGCAGACAGAGUCAACGGAGCAUACUGAAAGCACGGACUCUACCAACAAUGGAGCAAGUUCAGCGGAGACUGAGUCAACUCAUACGGAGAUGAAGGAGCAAACUGAAGGUACCAACUCUCCCAACAACGAAGCAAGUUCAGAGUCAAACUCAACGCAAAAUGAGUCAACACAACAACAAACUGAAGGUACAGAGUCCACAAAUAGUGAAUCAAAUUCAGAUGUGAAUUCAACACCAAACGAGUCAACACAAACAGAGUCCAAGGAGCAAAGUGAAAGUAACAAAAAUGAAGAAAAUUCAGACUCGAGCCCAGCACAAAACGAGUCAACACAGACCGUCUCCAACAAGCUAGUUGAGAGCACAGAGUCGACCAAUACAGGAGAAAGUUCAGACUCAAACUCAGCACAAACUGAGUCAGCACAGACCGAGUCCAAGGAGCAAAGUGGGAAUACCGAUGAUGGAGCAAGUUCAGACUCAAAUUCAGCACAAACCGAGUUAACACAGACCGAGUCCAAGGAGCAAACCACCAGCACAGACUCUUCCAGCAAUGGAGAAAGUUCGGAUUCGAAGUCACCACAAAGUGAGUCAACCCAGACAGGGUCUGAGGGGCAAACUCAAUCUGCAGACUCCAACAAUGGAGCAACUGGUUCAAACUCAGCAGAAAACGAGUCAACCCAGGAGCAAACUCAAAGUACAGAGAUUACAAACAAUGGAGCAAAUUCCGAUUCGAACUCAGCACAAAAUGAGUCAGCCCAGACUGAGUCCAAGGUGGAAACUCCAACUACAGAUUCCACUAACAAUGGACCAAGUUCAGAUUCUAACUCAGCACAAAGCGAGUCAACUCAGACAGAGUCCAAUGAACAAACACAAAGCAAAGACACCAACAACGAUAGUGCUAACUCAGAAUCAAACUCGACCCAAAGCGAGUCAACUCAGACAGAGUCCAAUGAGCAAACACAAAGUACAGACACCAAUAACAAUGGUGCUAGCUCAGAGUCAAACUCAGCACAAAGCGAGUCAACCCAGACAGAGUCUAAUGAGCAAGCGCAAAGCACAGACACUAACAACAAUGUAGCUAGCUCAGAAUCAAACUCGGCACAAAGCAAGUCAACCCAGACAGAGUCCAAUGAGCAAACGCAAAGCACAGACACUAACAACAAUGGUGCUAACUCAGAAUCAAACUCAGUACAAAGCGAGUCAACUCAGACAGAGUCCAAUGAGCAAACGCAAAGCACAAACACCAACAACGAUAGUGCUAGCUCAGAAUCAAACUCAUCACAAAGCGAGUCAACCCAGGCCGAGUCCAACGAGCAAACUAAAGGUUCGGAAUCUACCAACAAUGUAACCACAGAGCUCGCGAGCACAAACUCAAGUAACAACAAUGAGAACAACGGAGUAGAGGAACAUAAAAGCGGUGAAGGAGCACAAGAAGCUUCAAACGAAAGCAACAACAGUGUAGAUUCUUCAUCAAACAACAGAGGGUCGGAACAGAGUGUAUCAACACCGGAGAUUGGAAAUGAAGCAAACGGCAGCAGCCAUGAUACUGCAGCUGCAGCGUAGAGUCUUUGUUUUACAUCUUAUAAGGUAUAUUUAAGUUUCGGUUUCAUUCUUUUGUGUUCUAUAUAUAGCUAAUAUAAUAUAAUGUAUGACUGUUUGGUUGCGUAUGCCAACAUUAGGAAACAAUUAAUUAAAAUCAUGGAGUCGAAAUUUCUCAUUUUGUUUCACGGUUUUUAUAAGGAAUAACAUUAACAUUUGGAUUA